Molecule: messenger RNA, 6165 nt
Organism: Alexandromys fortis (reed vole)
Lineage: Eukaryota; Metazoa; Chordata; Mammalia; Rodentia; Cricetidae
Gene: Panx1
Product: pannexin 1
Exons: 5
Coding region: 415-1695 (426 amino acids)
Biological process (GO): monoatomic cation transport; cell-cell signaling; positive regulation of interleukin-1 production
Cellular component (GO): plasma membrane
Molecular function (GO): wide pore channel activity
Source: RefSeq, a predicted model, not a curated record
CGGGCGUGCAGUACAGCCGCGGGCUGCUGUGGCCUCUGGGGCCAAGUGCUUUGUUCCCGGCUCCUUGUUGCCCCUGCGCGCGCAGAGGCCGAAGUCCUGGAGUCGCGCGCGCCUGGCGCCGCGAGGGCUGAGCACCGGGUGCGAUCGCUGCACCCGCAGCUCAGGAGCUCGUGCGCCCUGCGCAGCUUGGGGGCGGUCCCACGCAGCUGCUGCUCCCGUGCGGUCCCUACGAGGCGGUCGCCCCGAGACUGCCUAGGCGGUGCGAUGCUGGGCCCGCCCGGGAGCCCGGGAAGGGAAAGCGGAAGCCACGAGCCGGGCCGGUGACCUCGAGGACUCGGCGUCUCUCUACGGCUGCCGGCAGCACCCGCGCCUGUUCUCGGCUGUCAGUCCCGCGGCACCCGGGGCGCCGUAACCAUGGCCAUCGCUCACCUGGCCACGGAGUACGUGUUCUCGGACUUCUUGUUGAAGGAGCCCACCGAGCCCAAAUUCAAGGGGCUGCGGCUGGAGCUAGCUGUGGAUAAGAUGGUCACAUGCAUCGCUGUGGGUCUGCCUCUGCUGCUCAUCUCGCUGGCCUUCGCUCAGGAGAUCUCCAUCGGUACCCAGAUAAGCUGCUUCUCCCCAAGCUCUUUCUCCUGGCGACAGGCUUCCUUUGUGGAUUCCUACUGUUGGGCGGCUGUACAGCAGAAGAGUUCCCUGCAGAGCGAGUCUGGAAACCUCCCACUGUGGCUGCACAAGUUCUUCCCCUACAUCCUGCUGCUGUUCGCCAUACUCCUGUACCUGCCCACGCUGUUCUGGCGCUUCGCAGCAGCCCCGCACCUCUGCUCAGAUCUGAAGUUCAUCAUGGAAGAACUCGACAAAGUCUACAACCGUGCCAUCAAGGCUGCCAAGAGCGCCCGGGACUUGGACCUGAGAGAUGGACCUGGACCGCCAGGAGUGAAUGAGAAUGUGGGGCAAAGUCUGUGGGAGAUCUCUGAAAGUCACUUCAAGUACCCAAUCGUGGAGCAGUACUUGAAGACGAAGAAGAACUCUCGUCAUUUGAUCGUGAAGUACAUUGGCUGCCGACUGGUGAUGCUGGCCGUCAUCUUGCUGGCGUGUGUCUACUUGAGCUAUUACUUCAGCCUCUCCUCACUGUCAGAUGAGUUUCUGUGCAACAUCAAAUCGGGCAUCCUGAGCAACGACAGCACCAUUCCCGACCGCCUCCAGUGCAAGCUCAUCGCCGUCGGCAUCUUCCAGCUGCUCAGCUUCAUCAACCUCAUCGUGUACGCCCUGCUGGCCCCCGUGGUCAUCUACACACUGUUCGUCCCGUUCCGGCAGAAGACAGACGUUCUCAAGGUCUACGAGAUCCUGCCCACUUUCGACGUUCUGCAUUUCAAGUCGGAAGGCUACAAAGACUUGAGCCUCUACAACCUCUUUCUGGAAGAGAACAUAAGUGAGCUCAAAUCAUACAAGUGUCUUAAGGUGCUGGAGAACAUUAAAAGCAACGGGCAGGGCAUCGAUCCCAUGCUGCUCCUGACCAACCUAGGCAUGAUCAAGAUGGAUGUCUUUGAUGGAAAGACCCCCAUGUCCGCAGAGAUCAAGGGACAGGACCAGGGGAGCCAGAUGACGGAGUUCAAAGAUUUGGACCUGAGCAGCGACACCACAACCAAUAACGGCGAGAAGAACUCUCGACAGAGACUUCUGAAUGCAUCCUGCUGAUGGCUUCGUUCUUGAGUUUCAAGUCCGUGGUUUCUGCGGCCGAAGCCCCGCUGUUGGGCCUGUAGCUAGUUGGCGGUAAAGUGUCUUUGUUAGUGAUGUGGCGUGUGUCUUACCAGUCCCCGAUAGACACAAUGGCCAAAGUGUCGUCUGUCACAGUGAUAGACGAGUGCCAUGGAAGAAAGGAUUAGAACUGUCCCACAAGACAAAAUAUGGAAAUGAGUAAUGGGCUCUGUCCGAGGUCCUCAUCAAAGGGCUGCUAAGAGCAUAGAGCCUUCUAGAGGCUUCUAGGGCCUCGAAGAAACGCCGUUCUGGACUGACAUGUUGCGAGACCUGGAGCUUCCGGAGAGCAAGCACUCUGGGAGAUGUCUUGUUUUAUGAGAUGAUAAUAAAUGUGGCAGGAUAUAAUUUAAUAAUGCCCUCUGUGUGCUCUUACUGACCGUUGAAGAAGGAAAGCACUCACUGGUCCGACCAGCAACCUUGGCCUGUGCACGGCAGCGCCCUAAGUUGGGUGUGACCUGGAGUCGUGGCCCCUGUACUGGCAGACUCUCCUGUCACCCACCAGCCUCAGCUGAUUGUUGUCCUGUAACCUCUGCUCGCUGCCCUUUGCCCUCUGCAGGCACAGCAGGCUGAGGCCGUGCCGACUGAACCCAGCUGAGGAGGCAGAUUGUGUAUCGGUGAUGCUAUGGUGACUCUCGGAAGGAAGGCUUCAGAGACAGCCCAGUGGGAAAUCUGAAUUUAGAUGUACUGAUAGAUGUCGUCAAGAGAUCUGAGACAGGAGAACAACGUUUCACGGAUGCACAGGGAGGGACACUUUGCCCAGUGUGAGCUGUGCAUGGAGCUGAUACGGUUGGAGACAGGUUGUUUAUAUUGGAGCACAACUUUUAAACUUGCAGAUUAAUUUAUAUAAUUGAGAUCAUUUGAGAAGAACAUUCUACAAGCAUUGAUAAGAAUUACAGAAUACAUUACACACAUGAGGUCAGGAUGGAUGUAAGCACUGCUUUGUGAACAGGUUUAUUAUGGUCUCGCUCUGUAGCUCAGCCUGCUCUUGGAAUUGUGAUAGUCUUCCUCACUUGGCCUCCUAAGUGCCAGGCUCACAACUGUGUCACAGGGCCUGGCUUUAUAAACAGGCAUGCUGACUGUUGGAAGCCCUCAGGAAUCGCCCAGGGUACCUCUGGCCAGUCUUAGGGGAAGCUGUUUACCCUAUGUAAUUGCUUUUUGAUGAAGUCAGACGUUGCAUGAGUGGCUGUCUGCCUUCGGGAGUGUACAGAAAAGCAGAUUUGCUUGUGGCAGGUUCUUAGUUGGGAACUCAGACGUCAAGAGCGCACUGGGUGUUUGAAUGGUGCUGUUCCAUGGUGCUUCUUCCUGUUGAGUUAUGUGUGACGGGUGCCAUGGUAACUAAGGACUGAUUUGUACGUGUUUAUACUGUUGUGUUGGAGACAUUUCUUUACAGUCCUCUACAGUGUGUAUGUGUGGGUUUUGUUCUUUUUUUUUUUUUUACUUUGAAAUGACCUUUAAAGUGUUUUUUUCUAGGCUAUGGAUUUUUUUUUUUUCAAAAAGGGUCAUCUUGUAGCAUAACGUGUACUUUGAGGUAAUAAAGAAUGAUAUUUUAGGAGAUCAGGAACUCUCCGAGCCCAGCCAAAUGUAGUUCUUUGGUCAAAUGUGUGCUUGGGUCCUUGGUCUCUGUUUAGUUUGCCCUCCCUUCUCUCUUGAGCUACAGUAGAACCCACGGCAUCCCAGGCAUCUGACUGUGACAUAUACGGACAGGCAGUCCUGUAUGGAGGGCGUCAGAGCCUAGCAACGCACAGUGAAGACAUGGGUAGGUCUAAGAGAUGAUAGAAUACCCACAGGAAGGACUUCCAGAAAGCAGAAGAACCUUUGUGGUGUUAAGAGGAGCCAUAUUGUCCGGUCCCCUUGUCCAUUCCCUGCCCUGAGUUCCAUAGUUGGUGGUUUCCAGGGGGCCAGUGACCGUCUUCAGCUGUAAAGCAUCUAGACGAAAGUUUAGACAGAACAGCACCCGUUGGUUUAAGCAGUUGAGCUGCAGCUGGCUUCUCUACUUCCCUUCCAGGACAUGGGGAGAAGCCCGUGGGGCACGUGGUGCUGCUGCUGAAUUACAGCUCCAAGGAGCUGGUAUAUAAAUGCCCAGCGGUGCACUUUGGCCUGGAGUUAACCCCUCUGCCCGCUGACUCGCUGGCUUUGAGCCCUUCUCUAGGGAUGAGGGGGCUGCUUUUGUCAGCACUUGUCCCUUUAUUACAGAUAUAGCAGCUCCUAAAUGACCACUGUGGGACCACUGGCCUUGUUUUUAGUCUUAGUGGACUACGGAGGUUUCCAAACCAGACUCACAGUAGCGUGACAGCCUGAGCAGCACAGAUCUUUCUGGAAGCAGUGUUCUGGCGCAUUUGCCGUUUUACCAAGGGGGCACACAGCGUAGAGGCCCUUCAGCUCUGGGUGAGGUGUUUGAAGUUACAACAGACCCAGAUCUUGUAGCUUGUCAUACUGAGGGGAACGUGCCUUGCCCUUGAGAAAGCUGCUGCCUUUAGCCUGAGACUUGGCUGGAUGUUGGCUUAACUGAGUCAUUGUUGCAUACUUCUGAGAGAAUGUCUUUUUGUUAUUCCCCUUCACUUUCUAGAAUCAAAGUGAAUCCGAGUGAGGUGGGCAGCCUCCAGCCUGGAGUGACCGGGUAUCCAGCAUUAAUCUCAUUUUCUCUGGAGUCACAAGGCUAGCACUUCUCAGUGUUCUUGCCUGUUGUGUGUCUCUGGAGUGCGGGCGGGGAGAAUGGGACACAGCAACAUACGACUUACAUAACAACGUCACCCUGCUUCACAGUGGCCCUGUUAGGGACUGGAAACCCCGUCUUGUUUGGUGGGUCUGUAUUGCGUGUGUGUUUUAGCAUGUCUAAACACCUUUAUCAUGUAUCCCUUCCCACCCAAGACCUAGCCCUGUGGUUUUGUUCUGUGAAAGACAGAUGGCUACACCCUUCAGGACACGCACACUGCUUGCUUUAAUCUGCUGUGACGGAGCAGUACAAAUCUACAAAGGUCCAGCGUUCGCGGCUGUAAAACUAGCUCAAGCCAGCAGCCGAGCUCACCAGGCCCUCUGUUGAACAAGCAAGCAAGGGAAGAUAGGGAUCCUAGUUUGUUGGCAUCUAGGGUCUGAUUUAAUGGUCCUCUGCAGGAGAGUGGGAAGGCUCCUCCGCUGACCUGUAGCAGCAGUGCGGCAGACAGACAGCCUUUCCCUGGAAACACGGGUGAUUCUUAGCUUCUGAUGUGAAAUGAGUCACGAUCACUCUCCAAGUUUAUUUAAGUUCAAAGUUGUCUUGCAGUGGCUAGGGAAGUGGGGGUUUUAAGAUCCUGGUCUCAGCGGUACAGAAUAAACCUCUCAAAGAUCUGUGGGCUAAAAUGUGCCAUUACCAAUGAAUGCUUUGUCUUCAGGCACUGAGAUGAACGGCUCCUUGGGGUGAUCAUUGGCAUUUCCGCCUUAUGUCUCAAAGGAACCACACCUCUUUGAAGGGAUUGACAAAUGCUGUCGUGUCAAAUGUGGAAGAUAAUAGAUGCUAAUUCGUAGUUCGCGUCCCUCCUGCAUUCAAUUAGAGCUAUUGUGUUUCUGGAUCUCUUUAGCUGUGGGGUACAUUGUCGCUGGAGCAUGUAGUUUUUAAUCAGUAAUUGUUCGUAGGUUCCUGAAAGGUACAAAGUUUCUUCUAUCUUAGGCACUUUUCCCUUGCUCAACACGAGGAAACAGUAGGAUUCUGCAGUGUGACAGGCGUUCCCUAGGAAAACAGACAUAGUCAGCUCCACUUUGUAGCAAGCUGGUCUUUCUCAAAUGCCCUAACUUCAGUGUGAUGCCAUUCACUAUAGUGGCAUUCUGUGUAGAAGUUUCGGGGUGCUGGGGGAGGUUGUGAUAGGGUUUCUUUGUGUAGCCAGCCUGCAGAACUUUUGGUGGUUGUUUUGUUUUUGUUUUGUUUAUCUGUAUAUCCCUGGCCGUCCUGGAACUCGCCGUAUAGACCAGGCUAGCCUCAAACUUAGAGAUCCACUUAGUUCUGCCUCCCUAGUGCUGGGAUUAAACGUGUGCCCUUGUGCUUGGCUAAGUUAAAUUUGUAAUGAUUAAGAUUUCUCUGAAGCCUUUCAAGAAAAAAUAUGUAUGUCCUUUUUGCUGUGUCAUUUGGUAAAAAUACUGAGCCUUUGAAGAACAACUUCAGACAUUAAGUUCAUCUUCAGUCUUGUUCCACAAAGUCCAAAACCCGAGACCAGAUGAUGGCGUCAGAAAACAGCCUUGUGAAGACCACGUGGGACGCUCGCCCUACCGCUGACAGCCGUGCUUCCGGGGGAGGCGCUUGGCCGGUGCUUCCGGGGGAGGCGCUUGGCCACACUACGCUGACGUUCAUCUAAAGGGGGUGCAGAGCUCACAGUCAAGGCUGCUGUGUCUGCAGCCAAUAGCGAAUGGUGCUUUAGUUCUGUGCUCUGAUGUUUCCCCAAA